ACAUUGCUGAAGGGAUGGUUUGGGCAUGUGGAGACUUUCCCUCAUGGCUUGGUUGGGUCUCUGCAUUCUCUUGCCCAGGUAUCAAGUGGAAUUUGUCAACCCCUGACUUACAGGAUGUUUUCUGAAUUAAGUGAAAUAGGAAAUGCCAAGAAAGCUUGCCUGAGGGCAUCACUACCUUUAACACCUAAAGCAAAAAGUGAUCCAGGUGUCAGAGACAGAUCUGUACAAUCAAAUAAACAUUAUAAACAAUAACAGCACGCUCACAGGAGCUUCCCCUUCUUCCUGACAGACUCUCCUUCAGUGGAACACCAGACAAUCAGGCGUUGGUUAUGUGCUUCUAUUUGUUUUGUGGGGCUUUUUCAUAUUUACAUAGGAGAUAAUUUUCUAGGAAAUAGAGGCACCAUGUACAUGAGCAGCGUGGGUUUGUUAUAAAAUGGAGGUGCUCCUUCCGGUUACUGAUAGGGCUUCGUUUGGAAAGCCCCUUUUGUUGUAUUUGAAAUCAAAACACACAAAGUCUGAGAACAGCCUUUCACUUGGAAAUGCAUUCAGGCUGUAGUGUUCCUGUGGAGCAACCUCUUCACCCUCUUUAAUGAUGCAGCUUUUAGUACGUCCUUGUAAUAACAUUUUGUCAUUUAAGAGCCGUUCUGAAAAGCCAGCAGCGACAAUAAGCACUUUCCACUUCCUAUCCUUUUAAGUAUUUGGCUCAAUCAAGAAGGAACUUAAGAAUUUAGAAGUUCAAGGAAGAAUGGCAGCUGGGAAGCCUGGUUUCACUUUGGAUGUGGCAGAUAAGGAGGCUCCAUGAGAUCUUCAACCCACUGAAGUAUUUCCAGGCAUCAGAACAAAAACCAUCCAGAGUAACAAAUGAAACUGGAAUGGCUCUGGGCUGAAUGAGCAGGCAAGGAGCAUGACUUGGUGGGACCCUGGAAGGGUCUCAUCCUCCAGAAGGAGCAACCCAUCUGUCCCACCUGCAAUGCUGGGAGCCAGGGACAUUUAACACCACCUCAGAUGGCUGCCUGCAGCCUGCCUCUGGGACUGUGCCUUCUGCUGCUUCUCCAGGACGUGCAGACAACCCCCCAGACAUCAUUAACUGCACCUCAUUCCUGUCAUGCACUAGAGGAUUGGUUCUAUGAUGAAACUUCCCAAAAGUGCUGUUACCAGUGUCCCUCAGGCUAUGCUAAAAAGAAAGCAUGUCCUCAGGAUCCAGCUGAAGACUGCAUGACAUGUGGACCUAAUCAAUACUUGAGCAAUAAAUUCCCAAAGCCACAAUGUGAUGCCUGUGUGCCAUGCCCAAAAGAGCUGGACCUUGUGGAGAAGCAGCCCUGCUCCCUGCACGCCGGGCGCGUGUGCGAGUGCCGCCCGGGGCUCUUCUGCCGCCUCUCUGUCCGGAACUCCUGCACUCGCUGCCAGCCCCACUCUGCCUGCAGGCCUGGCUUUGGAGUCAAAACCAGGGGCACCCCAACAAAUGAUGUCACUUGUGAGCAGUGUCCUCCUGGGACCUUCUCUGAUCAAAGCUCCAGCACAGACACCUGCAAACCCCACACCAACUGUGCCAAGCUGAACAAAGUAAUGCUAAGGAAAGGAAAUGCCACACAUGAUCAAGUUUGCCUGGACCAGUUGCCCACUUACCUCACCCCAAGCACUUUGUCUGUGAGAGUCAGCACGGAAAAAAAUAAAUCUGAGCAGAGGGUGAUUAAGGAGAGCCUGGUGACCUCUGCUAGUGGUGACCUUCUAAGUGUCACAACAGCUGAAAAUCCCACUAUAACUCCUACAGUGAAUGCUUCUACCUCAGCCAAGGGUGUAGUGCUUUGGGCAGUGGUUCUCUCUGUGACAGUGCUUCUUGGGGGCACGCUGAUAUUUUGGAAAUGGAAGGUUUGCAAGAAGCGGAUCCUCGUCCUCAGAAGGAAGCCACACCUGCAUUCGGUCAUCGCACACAAAUACGUGCUCAGAUCCCAAGGUUCAGAUCUCAUGAACAAAUGUGCAGUAAGUGUGAACAAUAUUCCAAAACAGAUCAUGUUCCAUGCCAAAAAGAUCAUACUGACCCCUGACACUGGGCUAGAAGAGGAGGAUUUAAUUGACAGAGCCCUUCCUUUGGAAACCAACAAUAACUUGGUUUCCAGCACAGAAAAAGCACAGAGUGCCCAUUGGGGUGUGACUGAUGUGACACCAAGCAGUGGGAAUGCCCCAGAUUGCUCUGUGGAUUCUCGAGUCAGAGACCACACAAAUAACAGAAUUGAAAAACUCUACAUCAUGAAGGCCGACACUGUUAUCGUGGGGUCUGUCUCAGAAGUGCCCAGUGGCAAGAACUGUGCUGUUAGAGGAUGUGAAAGCAAUCUUGAUGCCCAGGAAAGCUUGGAAGAGGAGCUGGAAAUGCACUACCCAGAGCAGGAAACAGAGUCUUUUCCAGGGAAUGAUGUAAUGGUUCCUGUGGAAGAGGAGGGGAAGGAAUUUCACCAUCCUACCACUGCCACUGAGAAGUGACAGCCCACAGGGAUAAUGUGACACUAAGGCUGAAUUUAUGACAAGAGAGGUAAACACACUGUGCCUUAGAUUAUUGGGAAGCUUCUGGAAAACGCUGAAACACAUUCAAACAAGGAGAGCUAGAAUCUAUUUCAUUUUCAUCUAACAAAUGAGAGGAUCAUCCAAACUGUUUGUCUUCAUAGCUGACAUCAAAGAUUUCUGUUUCCCUGUCUCCCAGUAUCAUACUGAAAACAAAUUUGAAUCAAAGCUAUGAAAUUUAGAGGACAUCUGGAUGUCAGCUGAAGUUUCACAGCUUGCUCUCACUGUGAAGUAAGGGAUUGAGAUCUAUGUCUGAUUACUUCUAUUAGCUGGGAAAAAUCUGGGCAGGAUUCUGAGUCAAGCUUGAGACUCAGCCAUGUUUCUUAUGUUGUUUCUGUUCCAAUACUUCCAAUUUUGUCAUGUAUUUUGCAACAUCUGGUAUUUUCUCAAGGCAUCAACUUUUGAUUGAAAAUCAUAAUAAUCUCAGUUAUCCUUAGCAUAAACAUAACUCUCAGGUUUGUGGACUUCAUGUUUCUUGAGGAAUUAGAAUCAAAAGGUGUCAUACAGACUCUGAAAAUAGAAGGCAAAUAAAACUAAUUGAUGUC
Catharus ustulatus (Swainson's thrush) is the source of this 3101-nucleotide messenger RNA. RefSeq names its product TNF receptor superfamily member 8 (gene TNFRSF8). NCBI's taxonomy places the organism in Eukaryota, Metazoa, Chordata, Aves, Passeriformes, Turdidae. Gene Ontology annotation, molecular function: protein binding. Bases 1006 to 2478 code for a protein of 490 amino acids. The record is from RefSeq and is a predicted model, not a curated record. The transcript is spliced from 13 exons.